Messenger RNA from Phoenix dactylifera (date palm), 1780 nucleotides. Its product is annotated as basic helix-loop-helix protein 80-like. Gene Ontology annotation, biological process: regulation of DNA-templated transcription. NCBI's taxonomy places the organism in Eukaryota, Viridiplantae, Streptophyta, Magnoliopsida, Arecales, Arecaceae. Gene Ontology annotation, cellular component: nucleus. Gene Ontology annotation, molecular function: protein dimerization activity; DNA-binding transcription factor activity. The record is from RefSeq and is a predicted model, not a curated record.
CUCAAUUUGGUCUCUCUGGAGAUUAUAAAAACCUCUAAUGCUAAAACACAGCAGAGUAAAAGGGUGGAUAGAAAGAAAAUUACUGUAAGAAAUUAUACCUUACACCAUGUACACUACGUCAGCGGUGCACUGUAGGAACAAACCGAGAUGAGGUUAGCAGGGCGGCGAUCCAAGAUGAGCAUAUGAUGAAUGAGGAUCACAGGAACCAAAAAAAAACAAAAAGCUUGUAUAUAUAAACUAAACCAGGCCAGGCCUAUCCUGCCCUACUGCUCAUCUGGCCUCCACAUCCAUUGCCUUCUCUUCGGCUUUUAAUCUCAAUCCUCAGCUCACCACAAUGGAAGGCUUCUCAUACCAGCAGUACCACCCUUUCCUUCUCGACUUUGCUGCAAUUCCAACCACCCCCUUGGAGAUGCUUCUCCCCCUAGAGCAAGUUGGAGAGAUGAGCAAUGACUCCUCUUCUCCCUUCCCUUGCUACUACUCUCCUGAAGUCAACGCAGAGGUCUCAGCUACUGAUGCCAGUGCCUACCAGAGCAGCAGCUCUCUUGAUACUUCCUUGAAAGCUCCUUCAGUUGAGAGCAAGAGGACUCCUUCCUCGGUGGUAGUUGAACCCCAUGAUGAGAAGGUCUGCAAACAACGAGGUCCUAUGGAGAAGAAAAGGAAGGCCGGAGAUGGGACAAGCUUGUCUUCUGGUCAAUCCAAUGAAAGUAAGAGGAGCAAGCAGAGAAAACCCAAUAGUAAGUUGAAGGGAAAAGAGGACAAGAAGCCCAAGGAUGAUGAUUCCAAAGCCACAAAGGCUGGCGAAGAACCCCCUGCAGGGUACAUUCAUGUAAGAGCCAGGAGAGGUCAAGCAACAGAUAGUCACAGCCUUGCAGAAAGGGCCAGAAGGGAGAAGAUAAGAGUGAGAAUGAGGAUGCUGCAAGGCCUUGUUCCUGGCUGUGAUAAGGUUAAUGGAAAUGCCCUUAUGCUAGAUGAGAUAAUUAACUAUGUGAGAUCUUUGCAGAACCAGGUUCAGUUUCUUUCCAUGAAGCUCGCUUCUGUGAAUCCCAUAUUAUACAACUUUGGAGUGGAUAUUGAUGACUCCAUGAACAAACCAGAGAUGGAGAUCAUACCACAGCAAGUGCCACUUGUGAACCAAACCACUCACAUCCAGCCUCCAUCUAUUGAGAAUGCUGCCAAGAACUACCAAAUAGAAGAUCCUUCAGAUCCUCUUUUACUAAAUUGCCAGCAACCCACAGCCUUCUCACAGGAUGGUGGCAGUUUUAUGAUGCAGGUGGGAGGACAGAGACAUCAAUUUCUCAAUAAAGUAGAUUUCACCAAUAUGUGCUCUUUUCAGUAGAUAAAGAAGAGCCUUUGAUGCCCUUGUACGUGAAAGAGAUGCUCCUGCGGCCAUAGGGGAGACAACUGCACAAGAUACCUAGGUGGAAUGGUAGCUUUCAUUGUUCUUGUAAUGGUUUUUCACUACGAUGCCUUGGUCUGAUUCCACGUGAAGGAGAGUCUCCUCGGAAGAAAAGCCGACAACAAUAAGGCCAUAUCUCCUGGGGAUCGUUGCUGCUGGCUUAUUGGACCAGUAGGUUUCUGCACAAAUUCUGAAGGACUGGUCCUGAUCUUAAUCCUCAAAAAGUAAUAAUAAGAAAAAUUUAAAGAGCUGUUUACGUUAUUAGAGUCUCUCUUUUUUUUGUAAUCUUUACAGUUUUACACAGGAAGAGAAGAUAAGGGUCUUUUCUUGAAUCAUAUGAAGCUGAUAAGCCCAGACAUUAAGAUGAAGUUUGUUUGCUACUUU